Molecule: messenger RNA, 606 nt
Organism: Protopolystoma xenopodis
Lineage: Eukaryota; Metazoa; Platyhelminthes; Monogenea; Polystomatidea; Polystomatidae
Source: the annotation of a GenBank genome assembly
UCGAUUGGUCUUGUAGUCCGACCAGACAUCCUCUGCUCUUCCCCCGCAACUUUGCCCGACGUUACAUCGGCUGGAAUUUGUCUUUACGGUCCGUAUAUGCAGAUUCUUCUCAUUGGCACUCAACUCCUGACUGGUGUCUACGGUCUUUCAAAAGACAAUGAAGACACAUUAAGUCAGGCUGAAGAAGAAAGUCUCUUCGCCCAGUUCCUCGAGGCCAUUGACUGUCUGGGUAUAGGGUCUACCGAAUCCACGAACUUACUUGUUUCUUCUUCAAGCAUCUCUUCCAGCAAUGGCCGGACAACCCUGAUAACUAGUGGUCCACUAGUCUUUCCACCAUAUCCAUCACCUCCUGUUUCGCCUCAAUUUUCAGCUGCCGCAGACUCCGCUUCUUUGACGAAUUCCUCCGAUAUUGUCGCCAUUCCUAACUCAUCCGUUACCGUUUAUGAGGACAAGUGUGAUACGGAUUCCGCUGAUCUACCACAUUUAGCUGGUUUUCUUAUCCACACUGCGAAUAUAUAUGAAGCUUUUAGUUUGGCGGUUAUCUUAUCUUCAAUGCUAGCUUGCUUUCUUAGACCUCGCAGGUUGGUUGCCUUUUAUUAUUAUUGA